This is a messenger RNA of Fomitopsis serialis, 3027 nucleotides long. Its product is annotated as NAD-specific glutamate dehydrogenase. The record is from RefSeq and is a predicted model, not a curated record. Bases 1 to 3027 code for a protein of 1008 amino acids. Lineage: Eukaryota; Fungi; Basidiomycota; Agaricomycetes; Polyporales; Fomitopsidaceae. Gene Ontology annotation, molecular function: L-glutamate dehydrogenase (NAD+) activity. Gene Ontology annotation, cellular component: mitochondrion. The transcript is spliced from 20 exons.
AUGGCGUCGACACCGACCGGCGGGCACCUCGAGGUGCCCGGUCUGCUUGAGUCUACGCACCGUAUCAAGAACGUGCCGGGCUACACCACACCCGUGUUCAAGGGCAAGGAGGAGCAGAAGGCGAAGGUGCUCGCGAACGUCACGUCCAAGGGCUUCAUUCCGCGCGAGCUGGUUACGAACGAGAUCAAUUGGUUCUACACGCACCUCGGCAUCGACGACACGUACUUCCAGUCUGAGUCCGUCGACGUGAUCUCGGACCACAUCAUCGCGCUCUUCGGCGCGAAGGUGCUCGCGUUCACGAAGCACGACCCGUCCAAGCUCGUGAUCGAUCUCGAGAAGGUGAACGAGGAUGGCGCGACGUUCAUCCAUACCAGCACGCCCGGCAAGACAUCGACGGAAGGGCCGGGCGCCACUUGCGAGAGCAGGAUCGACGAGCUCUUCCUGGACAGCAGCACCCCGGAGAAGGCGUUCAGACUAGAGACGUACCGCUCGCAGGGCAUCUCGGCGACGGCGAGCCAGCAGCUGCGGUGCUACUUUGUCACGAAAUGCAACUUUCCGAAGGAGCCUCGCGCGUCGACGCGCACGGACGGCAAGACGGACAUUCGAUCGGUGUCCGACGCGGCUUUCCUCGAGAAGGCGAGCGAGAACACGCUGGAGCUGUACCAGCGCGUGAUGUGGAAUGUUGAGACGCGGUACGGGCCCGUUAUCGAGGUCUAUGAGGUGGAAGGCAGCCGCGAGCGACGGCUCGUCGUUGGGUAUAAAAAGGGCGGCACGAAGAAGUUCUUCAGCGCGCUGUCGAAUCUGUACCACUUCUACUCCUUGUACUCUGCAAGGAAGUAUGUCGAACAAUUCUCGAACGGGAUAACCAUCCUGUGCCUGUACCUCAACCCGCUCCCGGACUCGCAUGCCCCUCCAAUCGAGCACUCGAUCUUCCAGGUCAUGAAGGAAGCUUCGCUGCUCUAUUGCUUGCCCGACAACCCAUUCUUCUACGCCGGCGCGGGUCCUACAGAGGGGCACGCAGUGCAGGAAGCGACUUAUGCUUACUGUGGCUGGAUCUUCGCGCAGCACUUCUGCAACCGCCUGGGGCCUUCGUACCUUGCCUUGCGUAAUAUUCUCGAUGAGUCUAAUGCAUCACACGCGGAGGUGCUGAACGACAUCAAGCGUCGCUUCCGUGAGGAAACUUUCACGCGCGAGAGCAUUGCACAGACCAUCCACGCGCAUCCUGAGCUGAUCAACUUGCUAUAUGUCAACUUCGCCAUGGUGCACUAUCCGGCAUCGGACCAAGCCAAUCUCAUGCCGACACUCUCAUAUCAGCGUCUGCAGACCCAUCAGAUCCUCAGUGAUCAGGAGUUGUACGACAAGAUCCGCAAGUCCGUGCCGAACAAGCACGAGCUCCAAGUGCUCGAGAGCUUCCUCAUCUUCAACAAGCAUGUGCUCAAGACGAACUUCUACCAACCGACCAAGGUCGCUCUGUCCUUCCGCCUUGCGCCGGAGUUCCUUCCUGAAGUCGAGUACCCCAGAAAGCCAUUCGGGAUGUUCUUUGUCAUUGGUGGCGAGUUCCGUGGAUUCCACAUCCGAUUCAGGGAUGUCGCGCGUGGCGGCAUCCGGUUGGUUAUGUCUCGGAAUAGGGAGACCUACUCCAUCAACCAACGCAUGCUGUUCGAUGAGAACUAUGGCCUUGCUUCGACGCAAUCCCUCAAGAACAAGGACAUACCUGAGGGUGGCGCGAAGGGUACCAUUCUGCCAUCACUCGGCUCGAGUCCUCGGUUGUGCUUUGAGAAAUAUGUCGAUGCCGUCAUUGACCUUCUCAUCCCGGGACAAAGCCCGGGCAUCAAGGAGAAACUGGUCGACUUGUACGGCAAGAAUGAGAUCCUCUUCUUCGGGCCAGAUGAGGGUACGGCGGACAUGAUGGACUGGGCGGCCAUUCAUGCGCGUGAACGUGGGGCCGAGACGUGGUGGAAGUCCUUCACCACCGGCAAGAGCGCAGAGAAGCUCGGUGGCAUUCCUCAUGAUACGUACGGGAUGACGUCUCUGUCGAUUCGCCAGUACGUACUGGGUAUCUACAAGCAACUCGGAUUACGGGAGAAGGACAUCACAAAGGUGCAGACAGGUGGACCAGAUGGUGACCUUGGUUCAAAUGAGAUUCUUCUCAGCUCCGACAAAACUAUCGUCAUGAUCGACGGGAGCGGCGUUCUCGCUGACCCCGCUGGCCUUGAUCGCGAGGACAAGGAUGGUUAUCUAGUUCUUGUAGAGGAACAAGAUGUCAAACUGCCUUCUGGCGAGGUUGUGCUUGAUGGAACUGACUUCAGGAACACUGCCCACUUGCGCUUCAAGGCUGACUUGUUCGUACCGUGCGGUGGCAGGCCCGAGGCCGUGAAUAUCUCAAACGUGGCCGCGUUAGUCGACGCGGAGGGCAAACCAAACUUCAAAUUUGUGGUUGAGGGUGCCAAUUUAUUCUUCACUCAGCAAGCGCGUCUGCAUCUCGAAAAGCGCAAGGUCAUACUCUUCAAGGACUCGAGUGCCAACAAGGGUGGUGUCACGAGUUCGUCCCUGGAGGUUCUCGCUGGUCUCGCUCUCUCUACGGAAGAAUACGUCGAUUUGAUGAUCUUCAAAGACGGGAAGCCUUCCACUUUCUACGAGAAUUACGUCAAGGACAUCCAGACCAAGAUCUCUGAGAACGCAGCCGCAGAGUUCUCGUGCAUCUGGAAGGAACACACUCGUGCACAAGGUUCCAAGCUCCGGACCCUGAUCUCCGACGAGCUGUCCAGCACGUUGAACGAUCUACAAGCCGAGCUGGAAAGCUCAGAUUUGUACGACGACCCUGUGAUGAGGAAGAACGUUAUGACGCGGGCCAUUCCAAAAACCUUGGUCGAUCAGGUCGGCGUCGAGGAACUCCUGAGGAGACUACCGGAGACGUAUCAACGAGCGCUGUUCUCGAGCUGGGUGGCGUCCCAUUUCAUCUACAAGUACGGCGUCAAUGGGUCUUCUGUUGAUUUCUUCCAUUUCGUCCGGGACCUUGCAUUGUAG